AUGGAAAUGCUUAAGAAGCUGCAUGUGAACAUCCCGUUCGUCGAGGCUUUGGCCAAGAUGCCGAAGUACAAUAAGAAGAAAUUAGAGGAUCUUUCAACGGUUCUGAGCGAGGAGUGUUCUGCUGUCUUGAAGAAAAAGCUACCAACGAAGAUGACUGAUCCUGGUGCUAGCAUAAAUCUCAUGCCCAAUUCCAUCUUUGCUAAGCUUAACCUAGGAGAGCCGUCCCCUACGCGCAUGAGUAUUGAGCUCGCCGAUCGACCGGUUAAGUAUCCGAGGGGCAUCGUGGUGAACAUAUUGGUGAAAGUCGACAAGUUCGUAAUUCCAGUUGACUUUGUCAUUCUCGAUAUGGAUGAGGACUCUGAGGUUCCGUUGAUCUUAGGCCCUCCAUUCCUUGCCGCUGCACGAGCAGUCAUUGACAUAUAUGAUGGCAAAUUGACUCUUAGUGUCGAUAAGGAUGAAGUUACUUUCUAUAUCCAGCGUUCCAUGAGGCACACCCGACAACAUGAUGACACUCUUUAG
This is a messenger RNA of Helianthus annuus (common sunflower), 519 nucleotides long. RefSeq lists its product as uncharacterized. The record is from RefSeq and is a predicted model, not a curated record. The transcript is spliced from 2 exons. Bases 1 to 519 code for a protein of 172 amino acids. Lineage: Eukaryota; Viridiplantae; Streptophyta; Magnoliopsida; Asterales; Asteraceae.